Naegleria gruberi is the source of this 759-nucleotide messenger RNA. RefSeq lists its product as uncharacterized. Gene Ontology annotation, biological process: signal transduction; peptidyl-serine phosphorylation. Gene Ontology annotation, cellular component: cytoplasm; nucleus. The annotation marks the transcript as partial. NCBI's taxonomy places the organism in Eukaryota, Heterolobosea, Eutetramitea, Acrasida, Naegleriidae. The transcript has a single exon. The record is from RefSeq and is a predicted model, not a curated record. Gene Ontology annotation, molecular function: ATP binding; protein serine/threonine kinase activity.
AUGAAUUUAUGUGGAUUUUUACUGAAAAACAGAUGGAAAAUUCAAGGUUUAUUGGGACAAGGUAGUUUUGGAAGUAUUUAUUCGGCACACGAUUUGGUGACUUCUGAGGAGGUUGCUAUUAAAAUUGAGAAGGUUCAGUCAACGAGUAAUCAACCACAAAAUGGUCAACCAGUUACACCACAGGCUUCUUCACUGAAGGUUGAAGUUUGUGCAUUGAAAAAUUUACAAAAUUGUCGUUAUGUUGUCACUUAUAUUCACAGUGGAAGACAGUACAUUACUUAUGGCAGUGAAAAUGUAGCUCUCAACUUUUUGGUAAUGGAAAGAUUGGGAGAAAAUUUAGCAGAAUUGAGAAGAAAAAACGCUAAUGGUGUUUUUAAUCUUGCCACAACAAUGAGAUGUGGUGUUCAAAUGAUUGAUUGUAUAGAGGAAAUUCACAAGUCAGGAUUUUUGCACAGAGAUGUUAAACCUGCUAAUUUUGUUACUGGUAGAACAAGAAAUGCGAGAGGAAGAAUAUUCGUUAUUGAUUUUGGAUUGGCACGUGCUUAUAAACAUGAGGACGGCAAUUUGAAACCACCAAGAAGUAGUUGUGGUUUUAGAGGAACACCACGUUAUGCGUCGAUCAAUGCUCAUAACGGUUUGGAAUUGAGUAGAAGAGAUGAUUUGUGGUCGAUAUUCUAUGUGAUGGUUGAAAUGGCUUCUGGUAAUCUUCCAUGGAGAAGAAUGAGAGAUAAGGCAGUUAUUGGAAAGCUGAAAGAACAA